Messenger RNA from Porites evermanni, 22607 nucleotides. Lineage: Eukaryota; Metazoa; Cnidaria; Anthozoa; Scleractinia; Poritidae. The record is from the annotation of a GenBank genome assembly.
UUCAUUUCAGUGGAGCAUGGCGUUUACCUAGAGAAAUGGGAAACAAUCGACUAUAACCGUGUUGAAUUUCUGAAAGCAGAUCCUCGUUAUCCAGAUCUACCUAGCUAUACAACUUGUUUUCCCACGUUUGAGCAGCCCUCGAACUGGGACGACUUCUUCGGAACUCGUUUAAGAACAUAUUUUGUGCCUACUGAAAACGGCAUCCAUUACUUCAUGAUAUGUAAGUUGUUUUCUUUGGCAAUGAAAGACAUUCGUCACUGACAAUCUUCGGAUUGAAAUGUAGUGUGAGUAAAUACGAGAAAAUACUAGUGGCAACGAAAAGUUAUAGGCUUGUAACAAAGUUAAGGGUGAAAAUUUAUUUUCACCUUAUUGUCUGGCAAUUCUUCCAUAACAAACGCAGCUUUUAUUUUCUAAAAUAGAAACUAAAAUCCCCGCUACGACAACUACCAAAACGAGCUUAUUAUCAGAUCUUAUGAAUUAUAUUUAUCUUGUCAUGGUUUGAAUUGAGAGACCCAUCAGUGACAUUGACCACUCCUUUGAAUGGUUAAAAAUAAGCAAAACCUUCUAAUUUUUGCAGGUUUAAAAAUCGUGGAAAGAAUUAAUAACAAAAUUUUAGUGCCCUUACGCUUUGCAAUGCUGUAAUACUUUGUUAUAUUCACGGGAACCCAUUUUUUGUUGCUGCUGUAUUACUUUGGAAUGACUGAAAUGUUUUACUUAAUUAACAGCAUCUAGAGGUGGAAGUGAUCUGUUCCUCAGUACAAAUUACGAUCCUAAGAACAAGGCUCUAAUUUGCGCUGUACAAGCAGGAUUUUCGACUGGACAGUAUGAGUAUGACAGGUGGGAUAUUUGUCCCGGGUGGGGGGGGGGGGGGUACUCCCUAUGAUGCCCUAUAGGGGAAGGCUUCGCCCGACAGGGGUAUCCCCCGGGGAUAUUUGUAGCUUUUUUAUGAUUAUCACUUUUUUGUAGUCUUUUUUUAAAAAAACAAAUUCCAAAUCCUUGAAAGGGGGGGGGGGGGGGGGGGGUACUCCCUAUGAUGACCUAUACGGGAAGGCUUCGCCCGACAGGGGUAUCUCCCGGGGAUAUUUGUAGCUCUUUUAUGAUUAUCACUUUUUAGUAGUCCUUUUAUAAGAAAACAGAUUCACAAUCCUUGAAAUAUCUGAACCGAUCCGGUGACAAUUUUGGUGAUUUCCAUCUGAUUUCAUAAGUACGCUUUUCACCCUUUUAGUUUUCUGGCUAUAGAUGCGGUUUUCAAACAACUUUUUCGGUCUAUUCCCUCUUCUAAAUUUUAAAAAACUCAGAGUAGGGUAAUGAAGGCAUAUAAACAGCGUUAUACGAUUUUCUUUGGAACGCGGGCAAAAAUCCAUAAUGCCUUCCAGUCAUCUGUAAAAUCGUCUUUGGGCCUGAACAUGGUAUUUCUGACCCAGAUUUGAGUAUAUGUCAAGCUUUGACGUGUUUUUUCUUUGACCUAAUUUAAUGUCAUCUCUCUAGUAAUAAUUUCGUUUAUGGGGUCACAGUUUUCAAUCGCAGUCUAUUCGACAAACGACCAGAAACAAGUCAGUACCCCAGAGAACUUGACCUCAGUAUGGGAGAUCGUGGAUAACUAGAAACACAUUUUUUUUGCAUUUCUCUUCUUGCCGUAGGUUCAAAAAACAGACCUCAAACGCAGUAUAUAUGAAGAAGGGAAAAUACUAUUACAUGGAGGCUCUAAUGAAAGAUGACCAUCAGAAGGAUCAUUUGGAAGUUGGUUUAAAAACACCAAGUGGAAAAGUUUUCGAAGUGAUACCAUCGGAGUUCCUUUGGACCACUCUCAAACAAAUGAAGAGUCAGUAUAUAUAUUUAGUUAGUUCAAUUUUAUCCUUAGUUUAAUUUUCAUUUUUCUUCGUUUGUUUGCGUGGUUAUGUUGGAUAGUCAGAGUUAAAAAGUGGGAAUAAAACCAAAAACCAAAGGAAAAAGAUGAACGUCAACUAACGUAACGUUUUUAGGCUAAUUUGGAAGCCUAUUCAAUGAAGAUUGACCUCAAUCUUCUCAGUCAUCUGCUUCUCUCCUAAUUCUGUCGACCCUUUCAGGGUAUAUUUUCUUUUCGUUUCUUUCAAGUUUUAAUAGAGACCAGAAAGAGAAUAACCAUCGAUCCCGCUGGAAAACGCGGCUUAGAAUUAGGAAAUUUUAAAGAUGACACGGUCGUCCAAAGCGAGCGAAGAUAUUCGGUUGCUCCACAAAGCCGUGAAAUUUUAAUGUUUGUAUAGUGUGGGGCAAAAACUUUCCACCCUUCUCCCUCACCAUACAAAUGUCUGUAAAAUUCUGUGACUUUUCUGAGCUUUAUCUUCGUUACUUUUCAACUCAGAGGAAUAUCUUUCAAUCUAGGCAGCUUUACUGAUUUUAAGACCGUUCUCUUCAGCCGUGUUGGUGGUUUUUUGCUAACUAACACCAAUCAAAGUUGACAAAGAACCGUGGAUGUUUCUAUUAAAACUAACUUAAGUGCAUUUCCCUCUUAGAACCUAACACGACAGAAAGUAAGGUGUUAAUUACGGCUGCAGCACAAUCAGGAGCGAAAGCAGGUAAAUUUUAUGGAGAAAAAUGGGCGAAGGAGUCUGGUGCAGAAGCAGGGUACACGGCCGGUGCCAUGGCUGGAAGGGAAGCUGGAACAUCAGCAGGAGCUAGUGCUGGUGAGAAGGCGGCCAUUAAAACAAUAACAAAAGCACUGGAAGAUGCAUUGAAUAAACUUCGCGGUGAUGAUGGACACAAAUUUAAGAUCACUGUUAAGGACGGCACAGUGGUAUCGGUGACUGGUCCUGGAUUGGAUAAUGAACCUGUUGGCAGUUCUUCUGGAUCUACAGGUUAUUCGUGGAGUGUGGGAGGAGGUGGUGGGGAGGCCGGUGCAGCCAAAGGAGCAGGAGGAGUCAGUGGAACCGGUGGUGGUGGGGGAGGGAAAGGUGGAUGGGGUGGGGGAGGAGGGCAAGACAGAGGAGAAGGGUGGGGAGGGGGUGGAGUUGGAAAUAGUAAAGGAUUAGGGACAGGUGGAGCCGGAGAAGAAGGAACCGGUGAAGUAGGUGCAGGAGGAGGUGACAGGGGAAAUGAAGAAGCCGGUGCAACUGGUGGAACUCAAGGUGGAAGAGUUGGGGGUCGUGGAGGAGCAAUGGGAGCUUCCGGUGGUACCUGGGGUUUCGGAAAAGGUGGAAACUUUCAAAACAAAACGGGUGGCGGCGCCAAUUCUAAGUCUUCAAUGCCUCCUAAUGCACAUAGAAAGGUGACUUAUAUUCCAAAACAAGGAGAAGAUCCUCAGACAAUGGCAAGAUCACUGGUAUGGAGAGCUGGCGGUGCAUCCAAAAGUAAGUUAGUCGUACUGGUAUUUAUCUUGCAGAAAAUGGAUAAAAAUAAGCACGUGACGUCCUAGUACAUCUUACAGAGAUUCCAGCUUUUGUAUCAUGAACCAUAAUAGCUUUUCUUUUUUCCUGAUUUUUCAUAAGAAGUCUGAAACUUUUCAACAAAUGCUCAACCUUUUCUUGUACCAUAAGUUUUAUUUGAUAACUUCAAGGAAGAAUGUGAUCGCGAUUUAUGACAAUGAGAUGUGAUCAGCUUAGUCUUAUACUCUGAUAUCAAAACUACGAUUUCUUCUUUCAGUUGUGGACAAAGGAAUGUAUACAAUUCAUUCAGGCCUAAUACCAUUCUAUCAGGAAAACUUCACUCUCAAUUUCUGCUGGCGAUCGUUUGAUGGGCAAAUGUUCUUGAAGCCUGUAUGCAACGUUUUCAUUGCGCACGUUCCAGGUUUGUAUAGUGGACAAAGUGAUGGGAAUGAGGAUAGUGUUUCGUUUGAGUCAGCUUGCGCGCCUGGGUAUUUUUUGAGACAGAAGAACUAUAGACUGCUGAUUAAGGAGAGAGAUGGAUCAUCUCUUUUUGGUAAGUCAUUGAAAGAUUUUAGUGCAUGAACUUAGUCUAAUAACCAUUAGGUUAAAUACAAUUUUUGUCGAUCUAUUUGGAAGAAAAAGGAAGACCUAGGAUAAAAUACAGAACCGAUCAAAGGGCUUAAGCUUGAAACCUACGACUUGCUUGUCCAAAAAAAAAAUCAUUUUUUCCGGUUACAAAAUAUCAACUAGAUUCAUGAAUUUGGCCAGUCAAAAGCAAUGCCUAUAAAUUACUUCAGAAAUAAGUGACCAGCGGCUCUUUCGUUCUUGUUUCAGUUUUUGUUUGUGUCUUAUAAAUUUGCUGCCUUUGGGUCGCCGAGGAUAAGGCAAAAAAAAUCAAUUUUUAUAAUCGUUAGCUUUUAUGUUCAUAAUAAAUGCGAAUUUUCUAUUACAUUCAGAUUGAUAGGAAUGCUAUUGACUAUUGUGCAUGUUCAAGUCCAAAAAGGCUAAAAAAGAUUUAACAAAAACGUCUGAUGGGGUUCACAUAUACCAUUGCAAUUUAUUAUAACCAUGAUGACCAACUUCACUAGAACAUAGCUAUCUAGUUCUGCUGUAGAACAUAGCCAUUUUGGGGGACCAAGUGACACCCGUCACUUCACAAUCGUAACAUUUUCUUGUUUUUAAAUUUGGAUUUGAAUCUGAACAAAUGCAGGAGUUUCGCCUACUGUUUUCGGAAAGCAAAUAAUCCCUGAACUGUCUAUCACAUCGCGCAGCAUUAAAGUAUUCAGCAGCUUUAGUUUGCUAUUGUUCCUUUUUAGUUCCCUGCCUUUUUAAUUUUUGUUUUUUUAGAUAAAGAUGCGUCAUUCUAUAUUUACUCAGUCAUGAAGUAUUUCCGAAAUUUUCUCUUUCACUCCAUGCACGAUGACUGGUACAUCUGUGAAAGUGAUCAGCGCUCAUCAAAACUAAGGACAGUCCGACAAAAGAUUAAAAUAGUUUUGGACUUUUACAAUGGCGACCCGGAUGUCCUCGAUCGUUGUACCUUCUUGCUUUACCCAAUACCUCCAAGCAUGAGUAAGCUAAAAAACUGUCAAGGUGCGAUUGGGCCCGUGUCACUUAACACCAUCAAUGGACAAGCACCUCCUGAACCGCCUCCUUUGGUGCCUCCAAAACCAUCAGUGCCCGUCUUGCCUGCUUGUUUGCCAACAUGCCCGGUUAUAAAACCAGCAGGGAAUUCAACAUCUCCAACUCCUAGACGUGAGUCACGGUAGUGUUAAAUUACACUACGAGUAGUCCCCAUUUUUCCUCAGGGAUAGUAGAGCGAGCGAAACGCGAGCGCGCGUGAAAAUCACCCCACACGAGAAAAGGCGACACGCUGCAUCUCGCCUUUUCUCGCUUGGGGUAAUUUUCACGGGAAUUCGCGUUUCGCUCGCUCUACUAUCUCUGAGGAAAAAUGGGGACUACUCGUAGUCUAGUGUUAAAUGGACAUGCCGCUCAAUCCCUCUUGAGGAGAGAUGGGCCAAUCAACUAAGUUUCGUUCAGGGAGGGUUCGCCCAGAGGUCCAACCUGGCCACUUAACCUUUUAUAUUGCACUUGCCACUAAAACGGUAACCCUUUUAUUCAUAUUUCAUUGAAAAUGCCUGAACUAGUGGUACUCCUUUAUAUACCUUUAUAAAGCUAUUUUGGUUAUUAACGGAGCGACUUUAACUCGUUUUUCUAUUGAGUAACCUUAAUAUAUGUGAAUGGAUAAGCCGCAAGACGAGACAUUUCGAGAGACUUUGAAAGACUCUUUUGACUUAUAAAAUCCUUAAUUGACAGUUUUUCCUUGCUCUUAUUGUACCUCAUCCCUUGUAAUCCCAACCCUUCAUAUAACUAGAGCAAAAAAUUGAUAAUAAUAACACUAAUUCGAGAUAGAAUUACUAAAAAAAUUGGUUAAUAUAACCAUGAAACCAAAAUUCGAAUGAAACCGAGUUCGAAUUUAGAUAUUUCACGGGGAUUAACAACUUAAAAUGAUGAUUGGAUUCCCUUACAAUAUGAGCCGAGUACUUUCUCAGCUACACUGUGCAUAAUGUACUUGCAUUUGAAUUUUACAGAAUGGUGUGUCGCUUUGAAUUUCAUCAACAAUUUUGGUUUGCCUUUCAAACUCUUCUCAUCGCUCAAACAUGAAGGAUAUUUUAUUACUGGGCCUGGCUUCAGACUUAAACUUAUUAUAAAGCGACCCGACCUUCAUAGCCACGUGACCUUCAAUGCUGUUGACAUACCAGGAAGAGAACUUUUCCUAAACGGACAAACAAGUGUUUCAGAGCCAGUGGUCUUAGGUUGUCCUGUGUUUUUGAACGUACAUGUUACAGCAAGUCUAGGUAAUUCUGGUUGUCGAGCUUAAGAUAACUCUUCUUAAUUUACCGUAUGAAACGCUGCGGCGUGCAAUAAAUUUUUAGUGGCGUUUAUGAUGCGGUGUUUAUAACGACUCGAUAUCUCACUUUUUUGCUGAGAUAGAAUCGUAGUUGUUUGGCUUUUGACAGUUAACCGAGUUGUAAGGUACUAGUACUUAUUAUCAAUUUUUAUAUCAUUUUCGGAAAACGCCGCUUCUUCUGAUUGGGCGCGGCGUUGAUUCGAGGACGGUGCAAAUUAAAGACGCGAAAUCAGUGUGGUAUAGUAACAUACUCAGAGCCAAGAUUUUUCUAUUUCUUUUACUGUUGUGCGGAAGUGUUUUUUUCUGUAGGUGAGUAAAUGCUAACAAGGCAUACGGAUGUUCCAAAUAAUCUAAGUCGCGGUUUGUUUGCAGAAUGCCCAAGCAGAUGUACCAACCGAGUAGUGUGCUUCUGGAUUCAUUCCUGUCCGUCACAUUGUUGUAAGGCUACUGUUGCUUGAAGUUAUUCAAAAGAAAAAACGCUGAACAGCAGGUGAUACAAAGAGGGAGAACGUCUGCUGUGGAAAAUUUUUUAUCAUUACUUGACUGCAAAUGAACAACUUUUUUAUUGUUUUUCAACAUAGCAAUGAGAUUAUUGCGACGAAUCUACGUAUAUAUUUGUUUGAACAACACUAUAGAAUAAACUUUGAUUGAAUGAUGUAUAGACCUUUGCUUCAAUGGCGCCGAUAUACAGUUGUUGGAUGAGGCUGAAUAUGAUAUCAAAAAAUAUACCUAAAGAGGACCGAAGAGUGGUGCAGACUAUUAUAGCCAAAUAAAAGAGUGCUGCAAUCAAACGUGAGAAGGGAAAGUCUGAACUGCGUACUAUUAGGUUAUGCUUACACCAUACAGAAUAGCUUUCUCGCCGGCACGAAGACCGUAUCUGAUUAAGAACAGUGAUUUCGGCGCGCAAAGCUGCGUUACCCCGAUCUCUAAAGUGGAGAGUCACAAAUCGGAUAGGUGUUCACACUGAUACCAGAUAGCUUUUCGUGUGUUGUCCCGAAAAGCUACCCGCAUAGUAUAGACAUACAUCUUAGAUUGCCUACAAAACAGGUUUGUCAUAUAUGUCUUGCAAGUCAACUCUUCUUCUCGUAAAAUGAAAAUUGCUUAGCUACACUAAGGAAUGAGACUCGUUAAUAAAACUGUUUAUCACAAGUGGAACUGACUGGUGUUGAAUUCAGUGUUGUUAUACCUGCUCAUAGUAAGGGUAAUCCGAAAAUGUCAACAGCCAGCGUUGUAAAACAGUGGCCCGUGAACUUCAGCAAUAAAUUAAUCGGAGCCCGGAACAAGUGGAUUAUAAUUCACCGUUUUUGUGUCUUAGUUGAUGAGCCUUAGAAUCAUAACGAUCUAAAAAUUUUGAAACAAUAGCCAUGCAGUCUUCAAGGUUUGGUGGUCGCCAAAUCACAGGCGGGGACAGGUGGUUUGAAAUGUCAAUUUUCAAGCAAAAAUCGUGUACCCUGUUAUUUUUUCAAAUCCCUGGCGAUGAUGUGUUUAAAAAAUGCCGUUUACUACGCCAUCCUAUUUAUAGUGAGAUUUUCCAAAAAAAGUGGACAAAUCAAAGCAAGAGCGAAUUCAGCAGGUAAGGAUUUUUUUUCGCACUCCGCUAGCUAUGAAUCGUCUCGGACAGAAAACUUCCACUCUUCAAUAUUAUGAUAUUUAUUAAAAAAUUCAAAGUACUUGUAAUGACAUUUUUUAUAUUGGACUGAGCAAAACGUGAUUCUAAUAUUUACACCUGUAAACACAACAACAUUUUUCACACAAUUUGUGAACAAAAUAGACCAAUAUUUAUACAGCAAUUAUAGGAGCACUGAUUGUGAACAGGUCAGUAAAUAAAACAGGGAAUAAAACAAAUAAAAUUCUCGUUUAAUGAAUAACCCACUGAGAAUGGACAACAAAAAAUUGAAGUUCGAGUUUGAAAAGCUAAGAAACUUUAUAUUUUGUGCCUGAUUGUCAGUCGUUCAGAAAACUUUGCAAUAUAAAUCGAUAUGAACAUCGUACUUUGUAUCUUACUAAAACGGGGAAGAGAGUGGGCAACGACCACGCGGAAAAGGAAAUGAAAAAUGAAAACAAAACAGGGAAUAGAAAAUAAAGUUACUAAUUGUUGGGUUUUGUUCCCAUUUUUCGUUUUUCCUAUUUUUCUCCGCGAGCUCGUAUCCCCGUUCCCCGUCUUAAAGGAGCUGUGUCACGGCAGUCCAGUUCAUGUUGUUUAAUUUUGCCAAUUUUACUCGCCCUAAAUUGCUAUGGAAGCAAAGAAAUUACAGGUAAAUGACAAAAUCAGAGAUCCGAGACAAACAAAUAUGUCUCCUGAGCAUUAUUUUUGAAGUUGCAAGCAGCAGGGAUCAACUUUGAAAAACUAUUAGGCUGAACAGUUUUCAAAAACCCUAAUUUCAAUCCGUUUCAAUCUUCUUCAGGUUUUGCCCAUCCGUGACAUCUGUUGUCUCUGUUAUGUUAUUUUAACUUUCCUUUAAAGUUUUGAGCCUUUAGUUUUAUGUUUCUCUUAAUUUAAUGGGCAUUUUGUGAUUUCCUAAUUUGGCUGAAUUUCGUGACACAGUUCCUUUAAUAACAUCGCUCCGGGACCACAAACCGUUUGACUGAACUGGGCCAAUCAGGCGCGGAUCCACACCGGUUUCCACCGUUUUACGGAAAUCGGUCAGAUUUUUCUUAAAUAGAUAUAUUUUUAAUAAAUAAACUUUCCAAGUUGCAAGGCUUUAUCCAAGGUGAAUGGAACUGGCCAAUAUCCUAUCUGAGUGACUCGGAACCCCGAGAAAGGAGACUUUAGGGAGUUAAAAUAUAAAACAUUUACCGGGGGAGCAUGCCCCUGGACCCCCAAGAAGCUUGCGUUUUCGGCGCUCGUUGAGGAAAUCGGUCAGCAUUUAUCCUAGAUCCGCGCCUGACAAUUGCCGACCUUUUGACCGCAUUUUUGUUAACAUAUACAAAUUUACAUAAGACGAGGCUCACGGUCAUUCCGGCCUAUUUGUCUCUGGAGGUGCAGCAAUUGAUAUCCCCUAAUUUAUUCAAGGGAAAAUUAAGGGACCUGAAUUUCAAUUGUCCAAAAGCAGGUGUUUUCUUUUCAUCUUUAUUAUUUUAGUUUUUAUCUUGGAUUCUAAAUUAGUUAGGUAGUUAGUUUUCUAUACUCGAAUGUAAAUGUGCCUGAAGGAAAUACCGUGUAUAAAUAAAGUUAAAAUACCAUACCAUACCAUACAGCCUAAAGACCGCGGUGUCUGGGAGGGUAGCCUGCGCGCAGACACUUUAAACCUUGUAUAUCCAUACUAUAUGCGAUACGUGGGCCGGCUGCACCGCAGGCUACCGGGAGGGGGGCUAUUGCCAUAUUUGGGGCUAUUUGGUAUAUGCCGUUAGUCUAGAAUAAAGAUAGAAAUCGGGGAGUCUGAACAAUUUUCCAAGAAACUGAUCAAUUGCAUUGUCUAUUGUAGGGUAAGAAAAUCAGCUGAACGUGGCCCAGUCAGGGGGGGGGGGGGGGGGAAUAGGCCCCUGGUCCCGGUAUGGGCGGGGGGUUUCAGGGUCCCAGCGGCAUAUCCCACCCAAAAAUUCCUAGAGUAUUCCCCCAGGCCCGGUGUGGUUUUGCACUUUUUCCGGGUUUUCGAAUGCAUAUUAAAAUGUGCUAGAGAGAGUUAAACAAACUUUGCAGUUUCGGAUCCAGGACUUGGAUGCAUAAUAUACAAAGAUGGUAACCCUUUGACUUUGACACCUAUGAUUGUCUGUACUAUUUUCUAGUGACUUCUUCUUCAUCGUUUUUUAUUGGAGGUUAAAUAGUGUUCCAAACAACUAGAGGCUUACUGACAGUUUACUUGUAAAACAGAGUAUGUAAUCAACAAAGUAAUUAAGACGGAAUCCACUAGGAAAUUGGGUAAUUUUAAUUUUCAGUAGACAAAAACUUUGUACCAGAAUAAAGAAUAUUGCAUUCAUUUUUUUUUUACAUUUUUCAAAGGCUAAAGACGUAAUAAAUCAUCUGCAGUAACACCAAAGAAAAUUUCUCAUGGUAGUUCGAGAAAAUGAAUGUCAAAUUUCACAAGAAUUGUGAUUACACAGGUAAAAUUCUGAAAAUUUCAUAUGUAAAUGUAAUUUUUGUGAAAUUUGAAUUAAUUUUGUCCAAUGAAAAUCAAAAUUACUCAAUGUCCUGGUGGAUUCCGUCUUAAAGCCAUUUUACCCUGAUGGCUGUUGCCCCCGGGGAAAGAACCUUUUUAUGUGUAACCGCUUUCUCCAAGGUAAAAUUGUCUCGGGGAAAUUUCCAUAUAUAGAUAAGCCAAAAAGAACGAACGAAUUACCUAUGACAGUUUCUAUGACGUUUCCCUCGAAGCCCUCGGGAGCUUUGGGAAAAAGUCUAGUGCAACAAAGUACGUUAAGGGUGAACUUAAGGGAGCCCGUACUAGGUACGUAUCCUUUAAGGUAGAAACUUGCAAAAGUGGUGAGUAUGUGCUGGUGUACCGAUAACGGAAGGAUUCACAAUUUUUGUAUAAAUUUUGCAAUAAUCAUGCACACUUGCAACCAUGGAAUCGAGGGACCAGGCGAUAUAAUAAUUACUUCAUAUGGUGUAAGUUAUGGCGUAAUGGGUUUAAUCUUCGCUACAGUUUGGGUGUUGUACCUCAUUACAUGAGUUAAUUUUUCGCGCGUUGAUAAAAUAUACGUAACCAAUCAAUAUUUGAUCUUUAUCGUUUGGAAGGAGCGGAAAUUACCUUAUUUGAUUCUUAAUUACUGAUUUAAGACGCCAAGAGUGUUUAAAAGACAGUACUGGAAAUACGUGAAUCGCAGGACCUCGCGUGGCACUUCGAGCGAACGGCAAGAAGUAGGAAAGGGAAAUAAGGCAGUAGGAAAGAAAAUUUAUAAAUUUAAGAAUUAAUGUUAUCCAAUUUUAUUACAAGCACUGGAUGAUAACCAUGUGUUGACGAGGCAACGAAGAACUUUUGGUAAAGCGGAUCCAGUUUGUCCUCAUAGUAAGUAAGAAUUUUAAGGGGUCUUCACUUGCUUAAUUAAUUGCCCCACUAAGAAGUCUUUUUUAGAACGUUGUUGUAUUUACAAGGCAAAAACGCUCCAUGUCUACCUCGUCAUCAACAACAACAACAACUUUAUUAACAGCAAUGAAAUACUUAGCAUACACACUACCUACCUUUAGCAAAAGCUUUUCGAGGCAGACAGUGUGGGGACGCUACAUACAUGAACUGAUACAUUUUGAGACAUUUUACGAGGAAAAUAAUAGAGAUUUACAGGACCUCGAGUUGAUUCUUCAGUUCUUAAUUAUUUUGCUCGAGAGCCUUUUGAUGCUAUCUGGCAUUAUAUAGUCGUUGGCCAAAUUUAACAAGCUCACAAGAACGAGGGAAAACAUACGUGUGCACCUUGCAAGCACACAUGCAAGGCGACCCAGUGUCCUCUCUCCUUUCCCUAGACUUCUUGCGAUAUCUCCCAACUGGAGAACUUUCUCGCACGCUCACGGUAGUAAGCUGGAGCGUAAUUGUCGGAACUUGACUAGGCUGUUGCUUAUUCCGUUAUAGUGACUAACGGCGCGUAUUUAGAGAGAUGGGACAGGAUAGACUUCAAACGAGUCAAAUUUCUCCUUAUGGAUCCACGCUAUCCACACCUGCCGUCCCAGUCACUUUGUGUUCCUGAUUUUCAUCAACCUCAGAACUGGACAGAUUUCUUUGGUGCUCGGAUGAGAACUUAUUUUAAGCCUCUUCAGUCAGGAUACCACACAUUUAUGAUUUGUAAGUAUUAAAGCAAUGGUUAGUGAAUACUUCUUACACUGGAAACUGUUGUAUGUCAGGGGAAGUCUUGCUUAUUAAAUAAUAAACAAAUAAAUAAAGUGCACCGUAAUACGUGCGAAAAGUAUAGUUGUCAGGUCGGUGAAACCUGAGAUCGCGAGACUUCUCUAAAAGCAGACUUUCAUCAGACGCUCUGAAUGAUGAUGAUUUAUUAAUAAAGAUAAUAAUAAUAGUAAUAAUAAUAAUGAUGAUGAUGAUGAUGAUGAUGAUGACGACAGACCAGCGUGACACGAAAUGGUUUAUUUUGCUCAUCAAACCUUAAACAAGAGACCUUUUGUCCUAGGUGGCAUCUGCCCGAACAGAGCCGAAGAAUGUUUGAAUAAUCGGAAACCUUCUAUGGGCGGGACAAACUUGCGUACCACGGGGGGUGGGGAGUGCUAAUUGAUCUGUGAAGAACGAAAUCUCACUAGGGUACCGACGAGAAUAGUCUAUAGCUCCUCAUUCAAGAGCUAUAGAGAGCUAUUCUACUAGAAGUAGCAUUCCAUAUGCAAUACUGACGUACACAAAUUGAUAGUCUUUGCUUCAGCUUCUUAACACAUCAGGCACUAAGGCAGUGAACUGUUCUGAAAACUUGAUCCGUUAGUCCCAUCAUUGACAUCAUUGCAUAUUUUUUAAUGAACCCGCCGCGUGCGUAGACUUCGCCCGAUACUAUUAUGCCGUUACUACAAAGAUUUCGUUCAUAGUUAUCCAAGCAGCGGAGAAUAGGUUCUCAAACAACUGGCUUUCUUUUUACGCGACAACGCGCUUUGAAUCGAAAAGGUGUGAUCUUUUUACUUCAGUAUACAGCACAGCACGUGCAUUAAGAGAAUGCGAGUUACGCACCAAGUGCCUAUGGUUUUUACUUACAGAGAGCAUAGUGGUUAUUAGAGGAGACUGGUUAUGAGAGACAACAAACAUCAAAUAUAAAAACAACGGUGCACAAUCCUUUGUUUUAUGGCAAAUCGUGACGAAAUAAAUUAAUGGGACGUAUUUACUGGUCAAAAACAUCCAAAUGCUAGGAAUGCUAUUGCACGUUCGUUGUACACCGUCAGGUCCACAAAAACAUAAAGCAAAGGAGUCUGACAGGUUUCAUAACCAUUCCAGAAUAUUAAUUAUGCACAGAGUACUAAAUUUUGUCAGUAGGCAAGAGUAAGCAAGUUCACACAAAUCCGAAAAUUUUUGAAGCCACAUACUUCCGUCUACAAGAAACUAGUGAAUGCGGUCACCGAAACCGCAUUGUUUUGAAACCGGUUUCAAGAAAAGUUUAACGUCCCGUCCACACGGAAUCCAGAUAAAAACUAUGCGGUUUUAAAAAUGUUCGGAUUCGUGUGAACAUGACUUAAGUGUAGCGGCAUAAGCUGUGUUUUAGUAGAAGUAAAAAAGAAGGUACGAUUUUUUUCAAUCUUUUGCUCACAUAAUCGUAUUCAUCACCAACACAAAAUACCCUUUUUAUAGAUCGAUUUGUUUCAUUUAACAACGAAUAACAAAACUAAGUACCCACGAUAGCUUGGUCAGUUUUAAUACAAUGAAAAAUGAUAAAUUAUAGAAUUAAGGUUCUGGAGGGUGUUAUCAACCGAAAUGUAAUUCUUCAUAUCAUACACGGCUUAAUAAAUAAUCAUAUUUUACUUUCUCUGACAGCAUCAAACGCUGGCAGUGAAUUGUAUAUCAGCCCAAAUACAGAUCCGAAUGACAAAAGAGAGAUUGCAUAUGUAGAUGGAGGUUUUCCCAGCAAACCAUAUGAGUACGAUAGGUAGGCAGAUAUAUAUAUAUAUAUAUAGCGCGUGCAAGUUUUCAAAUUUGUUCGUUAUCAUGUAAUAAUGGUGUGCUAUGCUUGUAACGGCCAUUCACCCUGAUGAAGGCCGUUUAACACGGCCGAAAUAUAGGUGAGAGACGGAAAACAUAUUGUUUUACUCUUCACUUGUGGUACUAUAUUUAUUGAGUUGUGAAGGGAGUGUCUUCUAAAAGAUGCUUGUGAUAGGUUAUAUAUAUAUAUACAGCAUUUCAUUCUAUUCCUAAAGGACCUAUUAGGCUGGCCGGUUUCUGUAGGCUCGCUUACCAGCCACUGCUCGAGGAAUGAGCGCGUUACUCCCUCAAGAAGGACCAAGACCGGACCCAAGAGAACGGAGGAGAUUUCCUAGGUCAUUGACAUUAAAAAAAAGUCUAUUACUUGCAAUUAACUACUCUAUUUAUCUGACUUACGUAUCUUACCCUUUUUAUUCCAGGUACGUAACCCAAACAUCUACCCCUGUUGAACUGAAAAAAGGAAAAUACUACUACAUGGAAACUGUCAUGAAAGAUGACCAUCAGCCUGAUCACUUAGAAGUCGGUCUUGUGACGCCAGACGGGACACAGUAUAGUUAUAUACCCGGCUCUAAAUUCUUGUGGACGAUGUUGCCAUUACAACCUUGUAUGUAUAGAAAGUGCAAGGCCUUUUUUAAGGGAUCCAUUAUAUUGGUCCAAGUUGAUUCAAUAUUGUUGAUUGUGGCCUGUUUGAUGCCUUUGAUCACGAAAGAUAUUGCAUGGAUGAUGUUUGACGAUGUUUGAUUAGAUUUAAAUUUGUUGAGACUGUUGUAGAAGGCCUAAAUGUAAUAAACGGUCCUAAAUGUAAUAAAGUCCUAAAUGUAAUAAACUCUCAAGCUGCCAAUUACAGUAAUUACUCGAAUAAGCCCUGCCCUCAAAUAAGCGCCGCAUUUGGAGGGGGUGGGAGAGUUAAUUAGCGGCGCUUAUACGAGUAAAUACGGUACUAAGCGGUAUUGCUAUGGUAUUAAGCUCCGCUCUCAAAUAAGCGCCGCAUUUUUGGAGAAAAAAGUUAAUAAAUUCGCGUAAAUUCGGUACAUUUCCUUAUGCACUGUGAAACUUAACGUUUACAAAUAAAUUGCUUGUAAACGGCAAAGUAACAGUAUUUUUCUAAAAAAAGCAAUAUUUAAGCGAUAGAAAACUUUUUUGUGAAACUUAACGUUUACAAAUAAAUUGCUUGUAAACGGCAAAGUAACAGUAUUUUUCUAAAAAAAGCAAUAUUUAAGCGAUAGAAAACUUUUUUACUGUUACUUUGCCGUUUACAAGCAAUUUAUUUGUAAACGUUAAGUUUCACAGUGCAUAAGGAAAUGUACCGAAUUUACACGAAUUAGCGCCGCGGCGCUUAUUAACUUUUUUCUCCAAAAAUGCGGCGCUUAUUUGAGAGCGGAGCUUAAUACCAUAGCAAUACCGCUUGGUAACGUAUUUACUCGAAUAAGCGCCGCGGCGCCACAUGCGGCGCUUAUUUGAGGGCUGGGCUUGUUCGAGUAAUUACUGUAGUUGGCAGCUUGAGUUUAUUACAUUUAGGGCAAAUUGUUAUUACAUUUAGGACAAAAUGUUAUUACAUUUAGGACUUUAUUACAUUUAGGACCGUUUAUUACAUUUAGGCCUUCUACAACUGUUGUCCCCAUCCAAAUGGACCUAGCACAAGCCAAAAAUAUUGGAUAACGUUGUACUAAUAUAUUGGGUCCAUUUGAGUGCAAUUGUAUUCAAAAAUAAAUGCUACUGACAGUUUCUCAGGAAGCAAUGACAGCUACGCGGUAACCGCGAAACCUCCUCCGAGUACAAUGUCGUAUUGUGUCAAAUUACGAUCAAUAAGUCCACUAUCCUAUGCUAUUGAUAUUCAGCCACAGUAGGUACUACAUAACGAAGAUGGUUUAAAACCGAGAAAGCCAUCUCACCCUCUUUUUCACUUCCUGACACAUAAAAAUUUUUUUUUUCUACUACAACGCGCUUUUGUAAAACUAGCUACAACAUCAAAUUCUGGAUCAAAGGCCAUUCUCCAGGCUGUUGUUCUUGUGCAAAAUCCAUGGGGCCUAAUUUAUCUUUUAUUGAUAAUGUUUUUCUAGCAAAAAAUGCUACCUACAAGGCAUAUUUGAUAAAGGUAGCGGCAUUGGCUGGGGCAAAAGCUGGCUCUUCAUUUGGUUCGAGCUGGGCAAUGAAAAGUGGUGCAAAAGCAGGCGCCAAGGCUGGUGCCAUGGCGGGAAUGGCGGCAGGCACAUCAGCUGGAGCCACAGCAGGGGUAACAGCAGCUAUUAAAACUGUGAUAAAAACACUGCAAGAGGGUUUAAAUGAACUUCAUGGUGACGACUUGCAUAAGUAUAAGAUCAAUGUUGUAAACGGUACCGUGGUGUCAGUAACUGGUCCCGGGAUUGGUGGAGCUGCAGGCACUGCGGGGACCGGUGCAGCAGCAGGGGCAGGGGCACCCGGGACCGCAGGGGCAGGUGGAACAGUAGGGGCCGCUGCAAGUGGUGGAGCAGCUGGGGCAACUGGAGCUGUAGGAGGCGCAAGUGCAGGGACUGCCGGAGCUGCUUCGGGAGGUGGUGUAGGUACCACUGUGGGUGUGGGAGGGGCCGCAGCAGGUGGGGCUGCUGGUGCUGCAGGGGGUGUUUCUGCAGGGGCCGGAGUAGAAGCUGGUGCUUCGAGUGGUGCCGUUACAGGCGGUGCAGGAAUGCCCGGUAGUGAGAGUACCACGGGAGCAGCAGGUGGGGUAGUAAGCGGGCAAGUCACAUCACCUGCCGGCGCUGUAGUGGCAGGUGGAGUUGCACUGGCUAGUAUAGCCAGAACUCCACCUCAGAAUACGACCUAUAUUCCAAAACCAGGAGAAGAUGCCCAGACUGUGGCAAGGACUCUCAUCUAUAAAGGAGGAGGAGCAAGAAAAAGUAAAUAACGUUUUGAUGUAACAACUUGGGCUAGCCAAUAGGUUUUUCGGGAUCCUUGAUUUUCUUUACUUGAAGCUCGGGAUUCGGGAUUUUAAAGCAAAAUGGGGGCGAGAUUCGGGAUUGAAAGUAUGCUUGGCUAAUGAGAUGCCAAAAAUAAAGACAUUAAUAACAAACCAGCAAAGAGAAAAGCGACUUGAGGUUUCCCGAUACUUCGAACGGACAAGCCGUCCUUCUUAAGGGGAUUUAAUGAAGAAUGGGAAAGUCAUUAUAGACGAGUAGCAGUUGGAAAUUUGAUACAAAGAUAAUUGGCUAAAAAAAAUAAAUGGGCCAAUAAUGAGAAACAAUUCAGACAAAUGCCAAAAAUAACCCUCAGGAUUACGGGAUUGCAAGAAAUUUUUGAGUCGGGAUUGCGGGAUUGAAGAACCCUAUUGGAGACCCUUAGGAGACUUUGUAAUUCCAGUAAAUGACGUUAUCGAAAGAAUUUUUCCGCAGCAUUCGGUUAGCCGUAAUGCUACUCAUGACAACGUGGAUAUUUCACACAAUCACCUUUGCAAUCAGCUAUCAAUUUGGGAAAUUUAAUUUGUUAUCCAUCUGUCAUUCAUUAACGUGCUUAUUUCCUAUACACUGUCAUCGUAAUUCAAGUUGUAGUGACUCAAGAAUGUUAAGACAUAACCCAAAUGCCUAAUUUCCAACCACAAAGAGUUUUAACUUAAGGAUUUACCUAAACAGCAUCCUUAAUGUCCUUGAAUCUUUUAGUCACCUGACCUGUUCAAACAUUUUUCGUAAGCAGGCGCACAUUGACCACCAAGAGGAUUAGUACAGUGAAGUGAAAACCAACAUAUUUCUAUGGUUUUCGUCUUGAAGAAUAUGUCCUGAAUGUCCGACUGCACUUUACCGUGAAAAAGUAAUUUUGAAGAAUAGGUCUCCUAGCAUUUUUUAUAGAUUAAUACCUCAAGUCCUAAAAGGUCAAGGAACUGUUUUUCUGCCUAACAUAAUAAGUGAUCGUUAAGGCUAAUAGCCAGAAUAGGACAUAGAAUGUACUUGCUAAAGUUGCUGACUUUGCGGGGGGUCAAAGAUCAUAGGACUGACCAUGUUUGAGGAAUCCUUUCUUUAUCUGACCCUAGAACUAUACUGUUCUUGAAUUUAAUCUUUUUUGUUUGUGUCGUUUAUUCAUUUCUUCUUUCCACAGUUGUGGCAAAUGCAAUGUAUACCUUUCAUUCAUUGGUCUUACCGUACCUUCAGGAAGAUUACUUCCUCAACUAUUGCUGGAGAUCAAAGGAUGGUCAGUUGUACUUGGAUGCCUGGUGUCAUGUUUUCAUCGCCCGCAUUCCCGCAUUGUAUACAAACACUCAAUCAAAAGACACUGUUUCCUUUGAAUCUGCUUGUGAACCUGGUUACUUUAUCAGACAAAAAAACUAUAAGUUUCUACUUAAAAAAAGAGAUGGCACGGAGCUGUUUGGUAAGAAACCAGAUUUUAUUGCAUGUUCUACCGUUUGAAGAAAACAUGAAUUCUUCCCUUUUAAAUAUUAAUUUUAAAAUUUUGGUAUUUGGCUAUUAAAACUAGAACGUACAAAACUAUUUAGACUCCUAAGCACACUAAUGUUCUGAAGAAAAUUUGAAAUAUUCUCAAAAUAUCAAAUUUUGGAGUACCCUGGGUACCAGAGUGUUCUCACGCUUGAAAUGUUUAGGGACCGCCGGGUCAUUAUUUAUCGCCUGGGGGGCCUUUGAACGUUAUUUCACUGAAGUGACCCCCCCUAAUAAAAUUGGAUGACUUUCGCGAUCCCCCCCCGUAUGUCUUUAUUUUCCAAGCAUAUUUGAGUGGUCCCCCUCUGAAUCCUUCCAAAGUUUUCAGUGAUCCCCCCCUUUUGGGUUCUCAGUUACGACUGAUCCCCCCUUUUGUUCUCCUAAAAAUCAAGUGAUCUCCCCUAAAAUCGUCCGCCUCCCACUCCGGCGAUAAAUAAUGACCGGUCCCUUACGCGAUACGGCGGGAUACUUUGUCGGCCGCAGCCAGAAACAACGCUCUGCGCUCGCUCUAGCUUGCUCACUUCGCUCUCGCGCCGUCGAAUUGUCGAAAAAAAGAAAGAAAAACGUCUGUAGACAGGCUUUUCCUCUGACGUUUGACAAUAUAGUGAUCAUGGGAUUUUAGGGACGGACCAUUAGAAAACUUAUGGGAGGGGGCGGGCGAAGUGCAAAAAAAAAAAAUUCAUGCACGCCAAUUAAUCCUAAAAAAAUAUUCAUGCUAUGGGCUAAAAAAAAUUCAUACAAGGAAUUUGAUAACGAAAAAAAAUUCCUGCGGCUGGAAAAUUCCCCUCCCUCCCCAUAACUUUUCUAAUGGUCCGUCCCUUAGGAGUUGAACUACCCUUUGAGGGUCUCAAUGGGGUUAACCGUCAGCUGUCUAACGGCCUAAAAAUUAACCAUCAACCGUCAAAGAUGCAGGUCAAGAUUAACUGUUAAAAAGUUUCAAAGUAUUUCGAAUCUCACUAGAUCAGCUGAUCUCCAAGGACUAAUCCGGCUCCUAGAGAAUUUCUAAGCUGCAAAAACCAGUUCCCACAUCCUCAAAAACACUCUUUCUAAACAUUACUGAACAGUACCUUACAACCUGGUUAUAUCGGAAAACAUUUUGAAAUAUUAUAAAUGAAAAGACCAACACAACCCUCAAAACAUAUCAGUUAAUAUUAAAUCAUACACAAGUUAAUAUUUACAUCAACUUACAUCGACUGGACUAAAUUUCUACUUUAAAAAAAACCGUCAACCGUCAAAAGCUCUGAAAUUUAACCGUCAGCCGUCAAAAUUGAAAAAAUUUACUGCCAACCGUCAAAGUAGCCUGUGAACAGGCCUUUGGUCCCCCCAAACAGAGAACCUGUUCACAGGCUACCGUCAAAGCUACCAUUCCUUUGAUACCCUCCCAUUUGGCAAGGGACUCUUAUGAGGCGCUAUAUUGUGGGACAGCUAGACCUACCAAAGGUUUCCUGAAGUGCACAGUCGCGUUCACCUUCACCCUUAGCCUUUCCUCUAGCGGUCGGAAAGUUCACUGAUGAGAUAGCCUUGAGCUGGUUUUGUAUCCCCAAAUAGCUGAUCAUAGCUGUAAAUGGCUUUUAUAUCACCAAAAGAAAGCCGAAACUGUUUAAUAUAUUUUUCAUUCAUUGCUCUGAUAUACGUUUUAAAAUAAACAUUUUCAGAUAAGGAAAGUUCAUUCACCGUUUACAAUGUCAUGAAGUAUACUCGAAAUUUAAUGUUUCAUUCGACGCACAAAGAUUGGUAUAUCUGUGAAAAUGCCGCAAAGAGGAAAAAUAUGCACAAGAAUUAUAACCUAGUGCUAGAUUUUUACAAAGGUCAGCCAGACGUUCUUCCACGCUGUAGCUUCAUAGGCGAACCACUUCCAGAAGGCGUGGAUAAGCGAAAGAACUGUUAUGGCGUUCUCGGACCAGUAGAAACUCCAGCGAUUAGUGGGCAACCGCUCUCGCACCCGGCUGGUUUGGUCCCGCCGCCAACACCAUCACCGCUCGUUGGUCUUCUAGCAUGUCUGCCAGUUUGCCAAGCGACUGCUACGACUCCACUUCCUGGGAUUACAAGUGCUCCUAUCCCAAGCAGACGUAAGUCAUUUCCGUAUUUCCUUAACUCUUUUUUUUUAACGGUAAUUAACUUGUGACAAAUAUUUAGCCUGCUUUGCAGCCGGCCCACGCACAACCUCGUUCCCACGGUUGUCUCCUACCCGCGCGAGGUUGGCCCACGCGCUCGUCUAAACCACGUUUCACACUAUCACAAGCUCAAUAAUCGUCUCUUGUCACGAGCUAUUAGUCGUGUUUGGCCUGUCAUCACUCAAUUCAAAUCGGACUAAUCACAAACCGCCAAGAAACUAGCCAAUCAAAAACGCCGACAUAUGUCGUUACGACUCUGCGGGAUUCGAACAAGGUGAUUCGAACACGAUAUUGUACCAGCCUCCUCCCCAGGCGCUUCGUUUUUCGCAUGGCAGAGGCGAGCGCGAAACGCGAGUGACUGGUGAUGAACCGCAAUGGACCAUGGGAAGGGUACAGACAGCAGGCGAAGUUAGGCAGGCGAAGCGACGUCUCGCCCGUUGUCUCCUUCCCGCCUUCCUUUGCGCGCACAUCGAAGAGAGACGUCUGGGUACGAGGCAGAUAUUGUACACUAUAAAUUCGCGUACGCUCUAUACAGAAGGUUUAGAGCGUCUGCGACGCAUGUGCAGGCAAUAAAUAGUUUACUGUUUAAAAGAUAUACAUGCGCAGUUAGUGGAUAUAACCCUUUUAUAUCGUUUUCGUGCCAAAACACCGACACUUCAGUCGGUAAUAAAAACGAGUAGCGUUGGAUUAUCUAUAGGUAUAUGGAACAAUUUCGUUAACUUCAGAAUAGCCUGCAAUUGAAUGCGAAAGUAGACGGUUUCUAAUCAACCUAUGCCGGUGGAAGCCUAAUAAAACGAACUGGACAAAUAGUUGUUUCACUAAAUGAGCAUGUUUAUCUUUUUAAUGAACAACUUUCAUGGUAAGAAACAAUGACUAAGAGGAAGAUGCAAGAAACAGACGAUGUCGCAAUAACGCAAUUUCCGAAAGCGUUUAAGAAAUUGACCAUAAUAACAAAGGACCAAUCACCGUGGAACAUCAAUUUGCUACAUAAACUUUUCACGGGGCUCGACACUUUCAGAUUCCAUUAACCUCGAGUGUUCACUAACGUCCGCCAAUUCAAUAAAGUUGACCUUUCAGUAUAGAAGCUCCUUCUUCCUUACUUUUCCUUUCGUCCAAGUUUCUCUUGAAGGGAAAAUACUUUAGACCAGCCUAGUCCCCAGGCGUUUUCGGUUCGGUCAUUCCUGGACUCUACCAUGCCAUGAGCUGUGACGUCACCGAGAGAUACUCGCAGACUUCGCGCAGACAACGGAUAAAGAGAGAACGCUUAGGGGAUCUUAGGGACUAGGCUAACUUAAGACGAUUAUUGCCCCUGCAAAUAUCUAUCUGCAGUAUCUGUGGUAACCGUUCAUGAGUAGGUUGUUGCCGCCUAAAAUGUGCGCAAUUUCAAUUUUGUUUCGGCUCCAAGCGUGGCUAUAACCGCCCUUUCACUACCAGAAUGAAUGAUGGAAUCUCAAAAGAUGACUCUAACUUUUGAGUCUGGAUGAAAUCCUAUGGUGUGGCCAUUCAAAUGAAACCUCUUUCCCAGUAUUUUAUGACAUGGUGCUAUUUGUUUUUCAGCAUUCUACAAAAGAAAUUUGGAAUUUUUGUCGAAAUUUGACUUUGGCCACUUUUGGCGGUGAGCGGGUUAAGUCGCUUAAGCGUGUUCGCUUGACCUGUCGCUGAUAUGAUCCUCCAUCUCUACUGGAUCUGUUUCAUUACUUUGUGGAACGGAUGUAGACUACGAGCAGUCUCUCUUUUUUCUUGGUCCGUCGAGCAAAACACCCGAGACACGCAAAUAACCACGCGCGUGACUAAAGGUGCGAGACGGAAGAGACUCGACAUUAUAUUCCUUUUUCUUCUCGGGCUGCCGCCCUCGUUUCUCGCCUCUCGCGGCUUCGCCGCUCAACGCUCACGCGCGCGUGCACUCCUCUUACAGAGAGACUGCUCGCAGUCUAGAACGAAUGUAUCAGUCACCAUCACCAGCCCCAACGGGUUCUAAGAAGAGCAUUCAUGGAAAUAUUCACUUUUUAAGUCUUUUAAUUUCAGCUGCAUGCGUCACAUUGAACUUCAUCAACCUCUUGGGAUUUCCAUUUAAACUGCACUCUUCUCUUAAACACGAGGUAUAUCUCGUCACUGGAUCUGGCUUUAAACUGAGGUUUUACAUAGACCGACCAGAGCUGCACAGUCACGUGAUAUUUUAUGCCGAAGACCCAGCUGGAAAGCGAAAUGUCCUUCUGAAUGGGCAGCCAAGUAUUACAGAGCGGGUGGUUUCUGAUUGUCCUCACUUUGUGGAGGUGUUAGUGACAGCCCAGCAAGGUUAG